AUGGAUACCACUGAUGAACCAGAGUUCGUAUUUGACAAUGACUACAUCCAGCAUGUAGAUAUUGCCAUGGACUACGCUGACAGCGGGGAGUGUAUUUUUUCUGAUAAUGAAGGCAAUCUUCAAGGAAGUAUUCACUUAAUCACUGAAAGUCAUACAAGCAAAACUUUGAGCGGCAGUGUGAAGAAAGCCAUUCAAACUUCCUCCCGAUCUGUGUGCCGUCUCUAUGUACUAUACAAGUCAGAUUGUAAUAAGGGUAUAAGAUCAUUUGGUACAGCUUUCUUUGUAUCUGAGUCAUUAUUAAUGACUGCCCAACAUUGCAUCAAGCCUUCUCAUACAAUAGAUGGGGUCGUGUACUUCUUAAAAAGUACAUACAUUGAUCUUUCCUGUUGUUCUAGAGACUCACAAUUUGAAAUUGAUGACUCUAGUUUGAUAAAGAAGGUGCAAAUUGUAGAUAGAAGCAAUUUUGAGAAAGAUAUCCAACAAUUGAAGAUGCCUGGAAAGGAUGUUCCAUGGAAGACUAGCAACGACUUCGCAUUUCUAGAACUUGACCAAAGGAACCUCACCACCCCCUUCAUACCUGUUGAAACAACAUUAGAGGGUAAUCAGUGUUAUGUUAUUGGGUAUCCCGGCACUAUUUCUAUUGAAAAAUUCAAAAAGGAUUAUUGCAGAGAUUUAGAUGAUACCAAAUCUAACCAAUUGUGGGGAAAAGUUCAGCGUGAAAUGGGCUAUUUUGAAUGCAAAAUUGCCAGCCAAGGAACGUUUCAAGUUAAAACUGGAGAUUAUUUGUACACACAUAAUUGUCCUACUUUGUGUGGAACAAGCGGUGCUCCGGUUGUAAAUGAAAAUGGGAAGUUAAUUGGAAUUCAUGUGGGUGGAGACUAUGCAUUACACAAUAAUUUCUGGAUAACUAUUUCCAAUCAACAUUUGAAGAGUGCUCUCAUUUCUAUGAAAGUUUGUUCUGAUCAAUCCUUUGUAUCGCUCCAAUAA
Molecule: messenger RNA, 987 nt
Organism: Naegleria gruberi
Lineage: Eukaryota; Heterolobosea; Eutetramitea; Acrasida; Naegleriidae
Exons: 1
Coding region: 1-987 (328 amino acids)
Source: RefSeq, a predicted model, not a curated record